GGUUUACUGAGACGUGUAAUCACACCGUUCGUUUCAAAUUAUUAUUAAACAUAUAUAUUUAUAAUAAAAUUAGAAUAUUCGUAUGGGAGAUUCUUUGGAGAACGCUGAUACUUCGGUAGAAGUAACAGCGAAUGUAACAAUUGUGGAUUAUGGUGCAUUUGCCAAUUAUAUUCGCAAGGCUGUUACCAUACUUUUACCCGAAGAAGAUGUUGUACCACCAGCUUUAAAUACAGCAUUGGAAGAUCCCGAUAACCAGGAUCGCGUGAAAAAAUUCUUAUCAGACCCACAAGUGCAAGCAUUAUAUAUACAACGCAAUUGUCUUAAAGAGGAUGAAAAUGAACAACCGGCUGAAGGUGAAGAGGAGAAAGAACUCGUUACUUACCAAAUUAGUAACGAUGUGCACUUUACCAACAGUCGCAUGGCCUCAUUAGCAUGUAUUAAACGUGGUGCUGUAAUUGAAGCCGACAAGUCAAUACACUCACAGUUGCGUUUAAUUAAUUUUUCGGAUGGUUCACCAUACGAAACAUUGCACGCUUUUAUCAGUAAAUCCUUGGCACCCUACUUCAAAUCAUAUGUCAAGGAAUCGGGGCGCGCUGAUCGUGAUGGCGAUAAAAUGGCUCCAUCGGUCGAAAAAAAAUUGGCUGAGUUGGAAAUGGGUUUAUUGCAUUUACAACAAAAUAUUGAUAUACCAGAAAUAACACUAACAGCUCAUCCAUCUGUAAAUGCUGUUAUUAGGAAAUGCUCAGAUGAAAAUCGUAAAGCAAAAGUAGGAGACUUCGGUGAUAAAGUUGAAGAUUCUACUUUUCUAAAUCAAUUACAAAAUGGUGUCAAUCGUUGGAUUAAAGAAAUUAAGAAAGUUACCAAGCUCGACAGAGAUCCAUCAUCUGGUACAGCUUUACAGGAAGUAUCAUUUUGGCUUAAUUUAGAGCGUGCACUUUAUCGCAUACAGGAAAAACGUGAAUCACCAGAAGUCGCUCUUACUUUAGAUAUACUUAAACAUGGUAAACGUUUUCAUGCAACCGUUUCCUUUGAUACAGACACUGGUCUGAAACAAGCUCUAGCUACAGUUGCUGAUUAUAAUCCUUUAAUGAAGGAUUUUCCUAUAAAUGAUUUACUUUCUGCUACAGAGUUAGAAAAAAUCAGACCAGCAGUACAGCAGAUUUUUUCACAUUUACGUAAAGUACGCAAUACUAAGUAUCCUAUACAACGUUGUCUUAAACUUAUUGAAGCUAUAUCACGAGAUCUUUCACAACAACUGCUCAAAGUACUCGGUACACGUCGUCUAAUGCAUAUUCCAUUCGAUGAAUUUGAACGAGUUAUGAAUCAAUGUUUUGAAAUAUUCAGUUGUUGGGAUGAUGAAUAUGAUAAACUGCAAGGACUAUUGCGUGAUAUUGUCAAAAAGAAGCGUGAUGAACAUUUAAAAAUGGUGUGGCGUGUUUCACCUGCUCAUAAGAAACUUCAGACACGCAUGGAACAUAUGCGUAAAUUCCGCAGACAGCAUGAGCAAUUACGUACUGUCAUAUUACGUGUUUUACGUCCCAAUAAACAAUCACAAAAUGAUUCAAAUGUUACUGAAACAAAGCAACCUUACAGUUUAGAAGCUGCAGAUGCUAAUGCAAUUGAAGAAGUUAACUUAGCUUACGAAAAUGUUAAAGAAGUUGACUGCUUGGAUAUAACCAAGGAAGGAUCAGAAGCAUGGGAAGCAGCAGUAAAACGUUAUGAAGAAAGAAUUGAUCGCGUGGAAACUCGUAUAACAGCACAUUUACGUGAUCAACUUGGCACAGCAAAAAAUGCUAAUGAAAUGUUUCGAAUUUUCUCGCGUUUCAAUGCACUUUUUGUGCGUCCACAUAUUCGCGGUGCUAUACGUGAAUAUCAAACACAGCUUAUACAGCGUGUCAAGGAUGAUAUCGAAGCUUUGCAUGAAAAAUUUAAAGUUCAAUAUCCACAAAGUAAAAGUUGUCGUUUAUCGUCGGUUAGAGACUUACCUCCAGUCGCUGGUUCUAUAAUAUGGGCACGACAAAUAGAUAAUCAAUUGACUAUGUACUUAAAACGUGUUGAAGAUGUUUUAGGCAGAGGUUGGGAAACACACAUUGAAGGACAGAAAUUAAAAGCCGACGGUGAUAGUUUUCGCAAUAAACUUUCAAUUUCUGAAGUUUUUCAGGAUUGGGCACGUAAAGUACAAGAGCGUAAUUUCGGUAGUACUGGGCGUAUAUUUACUAUCGACUCAGUUCGAUCGCGUACCGUACGAGCUAAUGUACUUAGAUUACGAGUCAAUUUUCUUCCUGAAAUCAUUACUUUAUCAAAAGAAGUGCGGAAUAUUAAAAAUUUAGGCUUUAGAGUACCACUCACUAUUGUGAACAAAGCUCAUCAGGCAAACCAAAUCUAUCCUUAUGCUAUUUCACUGAUUGAAAGUGUUCGUACUUAUGAACGCACUCUGGAAAAGCUAAAUAAUAGGAGUUUAGCACAAAAUUUCGUAUUUAAGAUCGAAGAACGUGCUAGUAUUGUGCCACUCGUUGCUGGUCUGCGCAAAGAAGUGCUCAACUUAAUAUCUGAAGGAAUCGGUUUAGUUUGGGAAUCUUACAAGUUAGAUCCAUAUGUCUUACGCUUAUCUGAUUGUGUUACCCAAUUUCAAGAAAAGGUUGAAGAUUUACUAGUUGUUGAAGAACAGCUAGAUGUUGACGUACGGUCUCUGGAAACAUGUCCUUACAGUGCAGCAACAUUUGCUGAAAUAUUGGCUAAAAUACAAAAUGCAGUGGACGAUUUAUCUUUACGUCAAUAUUCAAAUUUGAAUGUUUGGGUUGGUCGUUUGGAUGAAGAAGUCGAAAAGAAACUUGCAAUGCGUUUACAAGCUGGUAUACAAGCAUGGACUGAAGCUCUAACUGGCCACAAAAAGGAAGUUGACUUAUCUAUGGAUACAGAUGCUCCGGCACAACCUACACAUAAACUAGGUGGAGAACCACAGAUACAAAAUGCAGUUCAUGAAAUUCGUAUAACUAAUCAACAAAUGUAUUUGUAUCCUUCGAUUGAAGAAGCUUGCUUCCAAAUAAUGCAACAACUUUUUGCUUGGCAAGCAAUUGUAACCUCCCAAAUUCGUCUACAAAGUUCUCGUUACCAAGUUGGUCUGGAUAAACCCGUUUCACAAACAUAUCGUAAUUUGUUAACCAAAUUGCCAAAUGGUAAAAUUUUAGAGAGCGCUUAUGAAGCUAUUGAGAACAAAAUCAGUGAAGUUAGAAGCUAUGUAGAAGAAUGGUUGCGUUAUCAAAGUUUGUGGGAUUUACAACAAGAUACACUAUACGGUCGCUUGGGUGAAGAUGUCAAUUUAUGGAUUAAAUGUUUGAAUGAUAUAAAAAAAUCACGUACAACAUUUGACACUUCAGAUACACGUCGUGCUUAUGGUCCAAUUAUUAUUGAUUAUGCAAAAGUGCAAGCUAAAGUUACAUUAAAAUAUGAUUCAUGGCAUAAAGAAGCUUUGGGUAAAUUCGGUUCAUUACUCGGUAAUGAAAUGACAACUUUCCAUGCCAAGGUUUCUAAAUCUCGUACAGAUUUAGAAAUGCAGAGUAUAGAGGCUGCCAGUACUUCAGAUGCUGUAAGCUUCAUAACAUACGUACAAUCAUUGAAAAAGGAUAUGCUUGUAUGGGAUAAUCAAGUUGAGGUAUUUCGUGAAGCACAGCGUAUACUUGAACGUCAACGUUUUCAGUUUCCAAACAAUUGGUUACACGUUGAUAAUAUCGAAGGUGAAUGGUCUGCAUUCAAUGAAAUUAUCAAACGCAAAGAUACAGCUAUACAAACUCAAGUUGCUAGCCUGCAAGCCAAAAUUGUGGCAGAAGAUAAGGCAGUUGAAACACGUACUGUUGAUUUCUUAAAUGAUUGGGAAAAGAAUAAACCAACUGGAGGUAAAAUACGUCCCGAUGAUGCUCUACAACAACUUCAAAUGUUUGAAAGCAAAUAUUCACGUUUAAAGGAAGAACGUGACAAUGUGGCUAAAGCCAAAGAAGCGCUCGAAUUGCAAGAGUCAGCUAUUCCGAACAACAGUUCAGAACGCAUGGGUGUCGCGUUGGAAGAAUUACAAGAUUUACGUGGUGUUUGGGGUGAGUUGUCUAAGGUUUGGACUCAAAUCGAUGAAACAAGGGAAAAACCAUGGCUCUCUAUUCAGCCACGUAAGUUACGUCAGCAAUUGGAAGCAAUGAUGUCUCAAUUAAAGGAAUUACCAGCGCGUUUACGCAUGUACGAAUCAUAUGAAUAUGUCAAGAAGCUUAUUCAAAGCUAUAUCAAAGUAAACAUGCUUAUUGUGGAAUUAAAAUCUGAUGCAUUAAAAGAACGCCAUUGGAAGCAAUUGACUAAGCAAUUACGUGUUAAUUGGGUACUCUCUGACUUAAAUUUGGGUCAAGUAUGGGAUGUUAAUUUGCAGAAAAAUGAAGUAAUUGUCAAGGAUAUAAUACUUGUUGCACAAGGUGAAAUGGCUUUGGAAGAGUUUUUGAAACAAGUGCGUGAAUCUUGGCAGACAUAUGAACUAGAUUUAAUAAACUACCAAAAUAAGUGCCGCAUUAUACGUGGUUGGGAUGACUUAUUUAAUAAAGUCAAGGAACAUAUUAAUUCCGUAGCUGCUAUGAAACUAUCACCAUACUACAAAGUAUUUGAGGAGGAAGCACUUACUUGGGAGGAAAAACUUAAUCGUAUAAAUGCUUUAUUUGACGUAUGGAUUGAUGUGCAGCGUCGUUGGGUUUAUUUGGAAGGCAUAUUUUCUGGUAGCGCUGAUAUUAAAACCUUAUUGCCAGUGGAAACUUCUCGCUUCCAAAGUAUUAGUUCGGAAUUUUUGGGUUUAAUGAAAAAAGUUACAAAAUCACCCAAAGUUAUGGAUGUACUUAAUAUACCAGCAGUUCAACGUUCACUGGAGAGACUUGCUGACUUACUGGGUAAAAUACAGAAAGCGCUUGGUGAAUAUCUUGAACGGGAACGUACUUCAUUUCCUCGUUUCUACUUUGUUGGUGAUGAGGAUCUUUUGGAAAUUAUUGGCAAUAGCAAAAACAUUGCUCGUUUACAAAAACAUUUUAAAAAAAUGUUUGCUGGUGUAGCAGCCAUCCUACUUAAUGAGGAUAAUACAAUCAUUUUGGGUAUUUCUUCGCGUGAAGGCGAAGAAGUAAAGUUUAUUAAUCCAGUUUCGACUGUUGAACAUCCAAAAAUUAACGAGUGGCUUUCACUGGUUGAAAAACAAAUGCGUUUCACUCUAGCUUCUCUUUUAGCACAAGCUGUACAAGAUAUAAAACAAUUCCGUGAUGGUAAAAUAGAUCCACAAAAAUAUAUGGAAUGGUGCGAUAAGUACCAAGCGCAGAUUGUUGUUCUAGCAGCUCAAAUUCUCUGGUCAGAAGAUGUCGAAGCUGGUCUACAACAAGCAUCAGAAAACAACAAUUCAAAACCAAUGCAACGAGUUUUAGCUACCGUAGAAUCUACACUUAAUGUAUUGGCUGAUUCGGUAUUACAAGAACAGCCACCACUCCGCAGACGCAAAUUAGAGCACUUGAUUAAUGAAUUUGUGCAUAAACGCACAGUUACUCGCCGUUUGAUUGCUAAUGGUGUUACAAGUCCCAAAUCCUUCCAAUGGCUAUGUGAAAUGCGUUUCUAUUUUGAUCCACGUCAGACUGAGGUUUUACAACAACUCACCAUUCACAUGGCUAACGCUCGUUUCUUCUACGGCUUUGAAUAUUUGGGUGUACAAGAUCGUCUUGUACAAACUCCACUUACGGAUCGUUGUUAUUUAACCAUGACACAAGCUCUGGAAUCACGUCUUGGUGGUUCACCAUUCGGUCCAGCUGGUACAGGCAAAACUGAAUCAGUAAAAGCCUUAGGCAAUCAGUUAGGCCGUUUUGUGCUUGUGUUUAAUUGUGACGAAACAUUUGAUUUCCAAGCUAUGGGUCGUAUUUUUGUUGGUUUAUGUCAAGUAGGUGCAUGGGGUUGCUUUGAUGAAUUCAAUCGUCUCGAAGAGCGUAUGUUGUCUGCAUGCUCACAACAAAUUCAAACCAUUCAGGAAGCGCUUAAAUAUGAAAUGGACAGUAAUAAGGAGAGUAUAACAGUUGAGCUUGUGGGCAAGCAAGUGCGUGUUUCGCCUGACAUGGCAAUAUUUAUCACAAUGAAUCCAGGCUAUGCUGGACGUUCAAACUUACCAGAUAACUUGAAAAAAUUAUUCCGAUCACUUGCUAUGACCACACCAGAUCGUCAACUUAUUGCCGAAGUUAUGUUGUUUUCACAAGGUUUCCGCUCAGCAGAAAAAUUGGCUUGCAAAAUUGUACCAUUCUUUAAAUUAUGUGAUGAACAAUUAUCUAAUCAAAGUCACUACGAUUUCGGUUUGCGUGCACUCAAAUCUGUUUUAAUAUCUGCUGGUAAUGUCAAGCGUGACCGCAUCAUGAAAAUUAAAGAAACUCUUCGUCAACGCGGUGAGGAAAAUUUUGAUGAAGCUUCCGUAGCUGAAAAUUUGCCUGAACAAGAAAUUCUAAUACAAUCUGUGUGCGAAACUAUGGUACCAAAAUUGGUCGCUGAAGAUAUUCCACUUUUGUUUUCAUUGCUUAGUGAUGUCUUCCCGAAUGUCGGUUAUACUAGAGCUGAAAUGAAAGGACUUAAAGAGGAAAUACGAAAAGUUUGCCAAGAGGACUACUUGGUUUGUGGUGAAGGUGACGAGCAAGGCGCUGCCUGGAUGGAAAAGGGAUUCGGUGAAACAUGGGUUGAAAAAGUUUUACAAUUGUACCAAAUUUCCAACCUCAACCAUGGUCUUAUGAUGGUGGGUCCAUCUGGAUCUGGUAAGUCUACUGCUUGGCGCACACUCCUAAAAGCACUUGAGCGUUUCGAAGGCGUUGAAGGUGUUGCACAUGUUAUUGAUCCAAAAGCCAUUUCGAAAGAAGCAUUAUAUGGUGUUAUGGAUCCUAACACACGCGAAUGGACUGAUGGUCUUUUCACGCAUAUACUUCGUAAAAUUAUUGAUAACGUACGUGGUGAAAUAAAUAAACGACAAUGGAUUAUAUUUGAUGGCGAUGUAGAUCCUGAAUGGGUUGAAAAUUUGAAUUCAGUAUUGGAUGAUAAUAAAUUAUUAACUUUACCUAAUGGAGAACGUCUUUCUCUUCCACCUAAUGUCCGCAUAAUGUUUGAGGUACAGGAUCUUAAAUUUGCCACCUUAGCUACCGUUUCGCGUUGCGGUAUGGUUUGGUUCUCAGAAGAUGUGCUCUCUACUGAAAUGAUAUUUGAGAAUUAUUUAUCACGACUCCGUAGCAUUCCAUUGGAAGAUGGAGAUGAUGACUUCACCGGUAUGGUUAAACCUGCUGCAUCUAAAGAUAAAGAGGAUGAGGUUUCUCCAUCAUUACAAGUUCAGCGAGACAUUGCAUUACUUUUACAACCUUACUUUUCGUCUGAUGGCAUUGUAGUGCGCAGUUUAGAAUACGCAAUGGAGCAAGAACAUAUAAUGGACUUUACGCGUUUGCGAGCUCUAAGCUCACUUUUUUCAAUGUUAAAUCAAGCAGCAAGAAAUGUUUUAAAUUUCAACUCUCAACAUCCUGAUUUUCCUUGCUCAGCUGAUCAACUAGAACAUUAUAUACCUAAAGCACUGGUCUAUUCUGUACUUUGGUCAUUCGCUGGCGAUGCUAAAUUAAAAGUACGCACCGAUUUAGGUGAUUUUGUUCGUAGCGUUACUACUAUACCUUUGCCUGGUGUUACUGGUGUGCCUAUUAUUGAUUACGAAGUUAGCAUGAAUGGGGAAUGGGCGCCGUGGUCCAAUAAAGUACCAGUCAUUGAAGUUGAAACUCACAAAGUAGCUUCGCCAGAUAUUGUUGUUCCUACACUGGAUACUGUUCGCCAUGAAUCUUUGCUUUACACUUGGUUAGCUGAGCACAAACCUUUAGUUUUAUGCGGUCCCCCUGGUUCUGGUAAGACUAUGACACUAUUCUCAGCCUUGCGUGCACUUCCUGACAUGGAAGUAGUAGGUUUAAAUUUUUCAUCUGCUACUACGCCUGAACUACUUCUUAAGACCUUCGAUCAUUAUUGUGAAUACCGCAAAACACCAAAUGGUGUUGUAUUAUCACCAGUACAGAUUGGAAAAUGGUUGGUAUUAUUCUGCGAUGAAAUCAAUUUACCUGACAUGGACACUUAUGGUACACAACGUGUUAUUUCAUUUUUGCGACAAUUGGUAGAGCAUAAAGGAUUUUAUCGUGCCAGCGAUCAAGCUUGGGUUUCACUUGAACGUAUACAAUUUGUUGGUGCUUGUAAUCCACCGACUGAUCCCGGUCGUAAACCACUAUCUCAUCGUUUCUUACGUCAUGUUCCGAUUAUAUACGUUGAUUAUCCUGGCGAAACAUCUCUUAAACAAAUUUAUGGCACUUUCUCACGUGCUAUGUUACGUUUAAUGCCAUCAUUACGUGGUUAUGCUGAACCACUCACCAACGCUAUGGUCGAAUUUUAUUUGGCAUCACAAGAUCGAUUUACACAAGAUAUGCAACCUCAUUAUGUGUAUUCACCACGUGAAAUGACACGUUGGGUACGUGGUAUUUGUGAAGCAAUAAGACCACUUGAUUCAUUACCAGUAGAAGGCUUAGUAAGAUUGUGGGCACAUGAAGCACUGCGUUUAUUCCAAGAUCGUCUGGUUGAGGAAUCGGAACGCCGUUGGACAAAUGAAAAUAUUGAUAUAGUCGCUGUGAAACAUUUCCCGAGCAUCAAUCAAGAAGAAGCACUUACACGUCCUAUACUUUACAGUAAUUGGUUGUCAAAGGAUUAUAUGCCUGUCAAUCGUGAAGAAUUGCGUGAUUAUGUACGCGCACGUCUUAAGGUCUUCUAUGAAGAAGAAUUGGAUGUGCCACUUGUAUUGUUUGAUGAAGUUUUGGAGCAUGUGCUGCGUAUUGAUCGUAUUUUCCGUCAGCCACAAGGUCAUCUAUUACUUAUUGGUGUGUCAGGUGCUGGCAAAACUACGCUUUCGCGUUUUGUUGCAUGGAUGAAUGGUUUAUCAAUCUUCCAAAUUAAAGUGCAUAAUAAAUACACCAGUGAAGAUUUUGAUGAAGAUUUACGUUGUGUAUUGAGACGUUCUGGGUGUAAAGAUGAAAAAAUUGCUUUUAUUUUGGAUGAAUCGAAUGUGCUGGAUUCCGGUUUCUUAGAACGAAUGAAUACUCUGUUAGCUAACGGUGAAGUUCCUGGUCUGUUUGAGGGAGAUGAGUAUACUACUUUAAUGACUCAAUGCAAAGAAGGUGCACAGAGAGAAGGUUUAAUGUUAGACUCUAGCGAUGAACUUUACAAGUGGUUUACACAACAAGUUAUGCGUAAUUUACAUGUGGUAUUUACAAUGAAUCCAUCAACUGAUGGAUUAAAAGAUCGAGCUGCUACUUCACCAGCUUUAUUCAAUCGUUGUGUACUUAACUGGUUUGGCGAUUGGUCUGAUUCUGCUCUCUUCCAAGUGGGCAAAGAAUUCACUACGCGUGUUGAUUUAGAAAAACCUACCUGGACUCCACCAGACUUCUUCCCAUCGGUUUGCCCAUUGGUUCCAGCUAAUCCAAACCAUCGUGAUGCCGUUAUUAACAGUUGCGUUUAUGUACAUCAAACUUUACAUCAAGCAAAUGCACGUCUAGCUAAACGAGGUGGACGUACAAUGGCUGUCACACCUCGACACUACUUAGAUUUCAUUCAUCAUUUCGUUAAAUUAUAUAACGAAAAACGUAGUGAUUUAGAAGAACAACAACUGCAUUUGAAUGUUGGUCUCAACAAAAUCGCUGAAACUGUCGAGCAAGUAGAAGAGAUGCAAAAAUCAUUAGCUGUAAAGAAACAAGAAUUACAAGCUAAGAACGAGGCAGCUAAUGCUAAACUUAAACAAAUGUUCAAGGAUCAACAAGAAGCAGAGAAGAAAAAGAUACAAUCACAGGAGAUACAAAUUAAACUAGCGGAUCAAACGGUUAAGAUUGAAGAAAAACGUAAAUAUGUCAUGGCUGACUUAGCUCAAGUAGAACCAGCAGUUAUAGAAGCACAACAAGCUGUUAAAUCAAUUCGUAAGCAACAACUUGUUGAGGUGAGAACAAUGGCUAAUCCACCAUCCGUGGUGAAAUUGGCACUUGAAUCGAUAUGCUUGUUACUCGGCGAAAAUGCAACCGAUUGGAAAUCGAUUCGUGCCGUUAUUAUGAGAGAAAACUUUAUAAAUUCAAUUGUUUCUAACUUCGGUACUGAAAAUAUAACCGAUGAAGUACGUGAAAAGAUGAAGUCCAAAUAUUUGAGUAAUCCUGACUAUAACUUCGAAAAGGUGAACCGUGCAAGUAUGGCUUGCGGACCUAUGGUUAAAUGGGCUAUUGCACAAAUUGAAUAUGCCGAUAUGUUGAAACGUGUUGAGCCAUUGCGUGAGGAGUUACGCUCUUUAGAAGAACAAGCUGAAGUAAACAAACAAAAUGCGAAGGAAACAAAAGAUUUGGUUGAGCAAUUGGAACGCAGUAUUGCUGCCUACAAAGAAGAAUAUGCACAACUUAUAUCUCAAGCUCAAGCUAUUAAAACUGAUUUAGAAAAUGUGCAAGCCAAGGUAGAUCGUUCUAUUGCAUUGUUGAAGAGUUUGAAUAUUGAACGAGAACGUUGGGAAUCUACCAGUGAAACGUUUAAAUCUCAAAUGUCAACGAUAAUUGGCGACGUUUUGUUAUCAGCUGCAUUUAUAGCUUAUGGUGGAUACUUUGAUCAACAUUAUCGUUUGAAUCUAUUUACAACUUGGAGUCAACAUCUUCAAUCUGCUAACAUACAAUACCGUGGUGAUAUUGCACGUACGGAAUAUCUUUCUAAUCCCGAUGAGCGUUUACGUUGGCAGGCAAAUGCCUUACCUUCUGAUGAUUUGUGUACUGAAAAUGCAAUUAUGCUGAAACGUUUCAAUCGUUAUCCACUUAUUAUUGAUCCAUCCGGACAGGCUACUACUUUCUUACUCAAUGAAUAUGCCGGAAAGAAAAUAACAAAAACAUCAUUUUUGGAUGAUUCAUUCCGUAAAAAUUUGGAAUCUGCUUUGCGUUUUGGUAAUCCAUUGUUAGUGCAAGAUGUCGAAAAUUAUGAUCCAAUUUUGAAUCCCGUACUUAAUCGUGAAUUGCGACGCACUGGAGGACGUGUACUGAUUACACUUGGUGAUCAAGAUAUUGAUUUAUCACCAUCAUUUGUUAUAUUCCUUUCAACACGCGAUCCAACUGUAGAGUUCCCACCAGAUAUUUGUUCUCGUGUAACAUUUGUCAAUUUCACUGUUACACGUAGUUCAUUACAAUCACAAUGUCUUAAUCAAGUACUCAAAGCUGAACGUCCCGAUAUAGAUGAGAAACGUUCUGAUCUAUUGAAAUUACAAGGUGAAUUCCGUUUACGCUUACGCCAGCUUGAAAAGAGUCUGUUACAGGCACUCAAUGAUGCUAAGGGUAAAAUUCUUGAUGAUAAUUCGGUUAUUACUACAUUAGAAACUCUUAAGCGAGAAGCAUAUGAAAUUAAUCAAAAAGUCGAUGAAACCGAUAAAGUUAUUGCAGAAAUUGAGACGGUAUCUCAACAAUACCUGCCGUUGUCAGUGGCUUGUAGUAAUAUCUAUUUCACAAUGGAUAGCUUAAACCAAGUUCACUUCCUUUAUCAGUAUUCUUUGAAAAUGUUUUUGGAUAUAUUCUCUACAGUGCUCUAUAACAAUAAUAAAUUAGAUGGCAAAUCUGACCAUUCUGAACGUCUAAGUAUUGUCACAAAAGACCUAUUCCAAGUUUGCUAUGAACGAGUUGCACGUGGUAUGUUGCAUGCUGAUCGUCUUACUUUUGCAUUGUUAAUGUGCAAAAUUCAUCUUAAGGGUACAUCAGAACCUAAUCUGGACAAUGAAUUCAAUUUCUUUUUGCGUAGUCGUGAAGGCUUAUUACCAAAUCCCGUUGUGGUUGAUGGCCUUUCAUCGGAACAAAUCGAAGGUGUCAACCGUUUGGCAACUCGCCUUCCUACAUUCCGCAAACUGAUUGAUAAACUUAAAUCAAUGCCAGAAAUGGUUGCUUGGUUACAACAAAGUUCUCCAGAACAAUGUGUACCACAGUUGUGGGAUGAGUCUAAAGCUCUUUCACCUGUUGCAAGUUCUAUACAUCAGUUAUUAUUAAUACAAGCAUUCCGACCGGAUCGCGUAAUUGCAGCAGCACAUGAAGUUGUCAAUACUGUUUUAGGCACCGAAUAUAUGCCAACAGCUGAAAAUGAAUUAGAAUUUGCAGCCGUUGUAGAAAAACAACUUAACUGCAAUACUCCAGCUCUUUUAUGCUCUGUACCCGGUUUUGACGCAUCUGGUCGUGUGGAUGAUUUAGCUGCGGAAUUAAACAAACAAAUUUCAAGUAUCGCAAUUGGUUCUGCUGAGGGCUUCAAUCAAGCUGAGCGUGCUAUCAAUAUGGCAUGUAAGAGUGGCCGCUGGGUUCUUCUUAAGAAUGUUCAUUUAGCACCACAAUGGCUGGUACAAUUAGAAAAGAAAUUACAUUCUUUGCAACCACAUUCUGGUUUCAGAUUGUUCUUGACUAUGGAAAUAAAUCCCAAAGUACCGGUGAACUUACUUCGAGCUGGACGUAUAUUUGUAUUUGAACCACCACCAGGUAUACGCGCAAACUUGCUUCGCACAUUCUCUACUGUGCCAGCGGCACGUAUGAUGAAAGCUCCAAGUGAGCGUGCACGUCUUUACUUCCUUUUGGCUUGGUUCCAUGCUAUCGUCCAAGAACGUUUACGUUAUGUACCACUGGGUUGGGCAAAGAAAUAUGAGUUUAAUGAAUCUGAUUUGCGUGUAGCAUGCGAUACCUUGGAUACUUGGAUUGAUACAACAGCUAUGAGUCGUACUAAUUUACCACCAGAGAAGGUACCAUGGGAUGCAUUAGUUACACUGCUGUCACAAUCAAUUUAUGGUGGCAAGAUUGAUAAUGAUUUCGAUCAACGUCUGCUUACUUCAUUCUUGAAAAAACUUUUUACUGCACGUAGUUUUGAAGCCGAUUUUGCUCUAGUUGCCAAUGUAGAUGGCGGAGCAGCCGGUCAACGUCAUAUUACUAUGCCCGAUGGAACACGUCGUGAUCAUUUCCUUAAGUGGAUUGAAAAUUUGACAGAUCGUCAAACACCAUCUUGGCUUGGUUUACCAAAUAAUGCAGAGAAAGUUUUAUUGACUACCCGAGGAACAGAUCUUGUUAGCAAGCUACUUAAAAUGCAACAGUUGGAGGAUGAUGAUGAGUUGGCCUAUAGUGUUGAAGAAAGUAAUGAAGCAGCUGCAGCUACUCAACGCAAUGAAGAUGGUCGUCCAUCAUGGAUGAAGACCUUGCAUAAUUCCGCUACUACUUGGCUUGAAUUAUUACCUAAAAAUCUGCAAGUGCUUAAACGGACGGUAGAAAAUAUUAAAGAUCCGUUAUAUCGUUACUUUGAACGUGAAGUUACAUCUGGCGCUAGACUUUUACAAACUGUAAUAUCAGAUUUGCAGGAUGUUGUACUAAUUUGUCAAGGCGAAAAGAAACAAACUAAUCAUCAUCGUUCUAUGUUGUCUGAAUUGGUACGAGGUAUAAUUCCAAAGGGUUGGAAGCGUUACACCGUGCCCAUAGGUUGUACUGUUAUACAAUGGAUCACUGAUUUUAGCAAUCGUGUAAAACAAUUGCAAAAAGUAUCGCAACUCGUCUCCCAAGCAGGUGCUAAGGAACUGCAAGGAUUUCCUGUAUGGCUCGGCGGCUUGUUAAAUCCGGAAGCGUACAUAACAGCAACCCGUCAAUGUGUUGCACAGGCAAAUAGUUGGUCAUUAGAAGAAUUGGCUUUAGAAGUUACGAUCGCCGAAUCUGGAGUUAGUACUGAUCAGAAAGAUAGCAGUUUUGGUGUAACUGGUCUUAAGCUGCAAGGAGCACAAUGCAAAAAUAAUGAGCUUUUACUCGCAUCUACAAUAAUGAUGGAUAUCUCGUUAACAUUGUUGAAAUGGGUGAAAAUUACAAAUGAUCCACGUAUAAGUAAACUAACAUUACCUGUCUACCUAAACUCAACACGUACCGAAUUGCUGUUUACAGUCGAUUUGGCGGUUGCUGCUGGACAGGACCCACAUAGCUUUUAUGAACGCGGUGUUGCAGUAUUGACUUCAACCGCUUUGAAUUAAAACAAUAUUAUUGCCUAUUUCAUUUUUUUUUUUAAUUAUUCAAUUAUUAAAUAUUAAUAUCUUGCUUAUUAUAGAUAUAUUAAUCAAAUAUUAUACUGAAUCAUAUUACAAAUGAAUAUACUCAAUAUCAAUAUUAAUCUGUUUGAAAUAAAUGUAUGGAUUUAAAGAAUU
Messenger RNA from Teleopsis dalmanni, 14245 nucleotides. It is a transcript of the gene Dhc64C, whose product is annotated as dynein heavy chain, cytoplasmic. Gene Ontology annotation, cellular component: dynein complex. Gene Ontology annotation, molecular function: minus-end-directed microtubule motor activity; dynein light intermediate chain binding; ATP hydrolysis activity. The coding region runs from base 83 to 14074 and encodes 4663 amino acids. The record is from RefSeq and is a predicted model, not a curated record. NCBI's taxonomy places the organism in Eukaryota, Metazoa, Arthropoda, Insecta, Diptera, Diopsidae. The transcript is spliced from 29 exons. Gene Ontology annotation, biological process: microtubule-based movement.